This is a messenger RNA of Anopheles stephensi (Asian malaria mosquito), 2517 nucleotides long. Its product is annotated as zinc finger protein 84-like. Lineage: Eukaryota; Metazoa; Arthropoda; Insecta; Diptera; Culicidae. Bases 107 to 2233 code for a protein of 708 amino acids. Gene Ontology annotation, biological process: regulation of transcription by RNA polymerase II. Gene Ontology annotation, molecular function: DNA-binding transcription factor activity, RNA polymerase II-specific; RNA polymerase II transcription regulatory region sequence-specific DNA binding; zinc ion binding. The transcript is spliced from 3 exons. The record is from RefSeq and is a predicted model, not a curated record. Gene Ontology annotation, cellular component: nucleus.
AUCUCUAACAACCGUGGCGAUCGGUGGUGGAUUGUUUAUUUUUGUGGAAUUUUCCGCGUUUGUUGUUGUGUUGUUUAUUGAAUGAGAAAGCAUUUGUUUAUGUGAAAUGUCUGCAACAAAACGCGAAUCAACGGAUCCAUCCACGGAAAAUGUAAUGCAGUGUCGUGUGUGUAGCAAAACUGUUUGCUCCCAGAAAGCUUUAUGUAUCUUCUCGCUGCUGGAUGGAAGCAACGAGAAGGAUGCGGUUAAAACUAUCGCAGACAUGAUAGGAGAAUUCGCCGAUGUUACGAUCAAUCCGGACGAUGAUCGUUCGAAAUUCAUCUGUAGCAUUUGCCUGGAAGCGGUCGAGAAAGCAGCCGAGCUGCGGCACCAGAUCCGCACCAGCGAGCGAGUGGUACCAACGAUAUUACAGUCGCUGCAGAUCGACAGUAUUACCGAGCAGGACUACCGUUGCGAGUAUUUGGAAGAAUUUAAAGAGGAGAUCGAAGCAAUAUCCCUACACAAGCCGGCGAAUCACACGGAGGACGACGAAUCCUCCCAGCCAGAAGAGCACACCAAGCACCAACAAAACCUGCAACUACCUUCUGAUGAUGAAAUGGAUCUGCUGCAGGAUGGCAUUCCGGAGCAGGACAAGCACCCGUUCGUGAUGCCAUCGCCCGACCUGAUCGGCAUUCGGUUAGAGUUUGAACAUUUUGAAUAUUUAGAAAUCCGGGGCGAACGGUGCUGUGGCUGCGAGCACAUCGCAACCUGCCGCGAUACGCUAAUGGCACACGCGAAGGAAAAACAUUCCCAAAAGUAUUACGCCGACAGUAGCUACACGUGUCCUACGUGCUAUGGAAAGUUUGCCACCGCAGAGGCACUGGAAACGCACCAGCAGUACUAUCUGUACAGUGAUGUGUUCCUGUGCACCGUUUGCCGGGAAGCAUUUAACUUUCAGACACAUCUGAAGCGCCAUCUAAGGGAAGUGCAUCAGGUACGGCAGCAAGAAGGAAGUGAGCAAAAGCGGAAGCCACCAGCAAAGAGUCACGACCUAAACCUGCCACUCACAGCACUGCCGGACGCGAGGUUUAUUAAAGAAACGCGUGACUAUCCUCAGUACCAGGUGUACUGCGUGUCGGGUGAACGGUGCUGUGCUUGUGGCAUUCAUCUAACGAACCUCGAACCGCACGCCGCCGAGCACCACAUCGAUACGGUGGACAUUCUGGGAACGGACACGGAUGAGCUGAAAUGCAGCAUCUGUAGGCGAACCUUUACAUCCCGGCAGGAGCAGCUACUGCACGAGGAAGGCCGCUUAAAUUUGAAACAAAUUUACCAAUGCAAACUGUGCCAGAUGCUUUUCGAACGGAAACUGCAGCUGAUUAAACAUUUUCAGGCGGCGAGUAAAACGCAAUGUCACGGAUUGGUGGAAAACGAGGCGCAGAGUACUACAGCCAACGUAAAAGAAGGUGAACCGGGGGCGGAACUGGUUCCCGCCAGCAAGAUCGAUUACUUCUGCUGUUGCUUUACACGCUGCAAGGAAGAGUACACCAGCGAGCAGGAACUGCUCGACCAUGCCGCCACGGUUCACGGCGGAAGACGCAAGGAAAAUGAGCACAAGCUUUGGGCACAGGGAGCGAAACGCAGCGAAACCCUCAUCUGUCCCGUCUGUCGCCGGUGCUUCGAGAGCGAGGAAAAGGUUGCGAAGCAUCGAACGUACAAACUAACACUGCCGAAGCAAACCUGCCGUCAGUGUGGACAGAUUUUCAUGAAAGCGUCCGGGCUCCGGGAGCAUCAGCUGCGGGAGCAUCUGAGCCUGAAGCUACAGUUUGCUUGCGAGGUAUGUGGCAAACAGUUUGUUACGCGUUCUACGCUGAACAAACAUCGGCAGGUGCACGAACCGUUCCAAAACUAUCCCUGCUCGGUUGCUGGCUGCGAGGCGCUGUUUCGCAACGAGCAGCUGAUGCAGCGACACUACCGGAACGUGCACAUGGAGCUCAAGGCGUACGAAUGCGGCCACUGUGGGAAGAUGUUCCGUACGAAGGAAUCGCUCGAUAUACACGAGCGGUCGCAUACGGGGGAAAAGCCGUUUGCCUGUCGGCAUGCGGGAUGCAGCAAGCGAUACGCUCACGGAUCGGACCGGUUGCGGCACGAGCGGUCGGCACACACGGGCGAGAAGCCGCACGCGUGCCCGGUGUGUAUGGCGGGAUUUCUGCGCAAGCGGGAAAUGCGAUUGCACAUGGAAAAGGUGCAUUAGGUGUGACUUUAUUUAUAUAUUUCAAGAUUAGUUAGGUCUAAUACACUGCUCAAUAUUACUUACUUUCUUGUCCCAGAUGUUUUGGUGGAGGCAUCCACGCUAAUACUCCAUAUCUCAGAUUGUGUUGAACCAAGCUGCCCAUCGGCCAGAAAAAAAACAGUCAUCCGGUUCCCGGACGCAAUUAUUGAAAUAAUCACAAGUUUAUUAACGAACCGUCUUAAAAAGAAACACAUCCUACAAUUGAGUACAAUCGUCAAAAUAAAAAAAUACACAUUAAAAGCAUA